UAAAGAAAGAACCGUGAGGUGGCUUAAUGGUUGACUAACGGCUACUAAGAAAAUCAAAGAUUUUUGAGCUCACACUCUGAGAAAAUUUUAUAAAACUUUCCCAUUUCAACAUUUAAUCCAUGAAAUUUGAAUUUCGAGCUUCAAUUAUUCAUUUCUAAAAUCCUUUACCAUGUCCUUAAUCUCAUUUUGGUCCGUCGAUUCAAACAAACUAAACCAAAUUUCAACCCCCAUUCUCUUUAUCUUCCUCUUCAUUUUUGCUCUCUUAUGGCUCCGGUCCAAAUUCCGGCGUCCCUCUUUACCUCCAGGCCCCCGUGGCCUGCCUCUGGUCGGUUACCUUCCAUUUUUAUCCCCCAAUCUCCACCACAACUUCGCCGAUUUGGCUAAAGUCUACGGCUCAAUUCUCAAGCUCCACCUUGGAACCAAGCUCUGCAUCGUUCUCACCUCCCCUUCCUCCGUCAAUGAAGCCCUCCGCCACCAAGAAACCAUUUUCUCCAUCCGAGAUACCACCGUCGUUGCCCUUCUUUCUUCCUACGGUGGAUCCGAUAUUGUGUUCACCCAAGACGAAAACAAUUGGAAGAAGCUGCGGAAAAUCUUCACUCGCAAAAUGCUUAGUAAAUCAAAUCUGGAUGCCUCCUAUUCUCUGCGAAGACAAGAAGUGAGAAAAGUGAUUAAAGGCGUGUUCGAAUCGGCCGGAACUCCGAUUGAUAUCGGUAAAUUGGGUUUCGUUGCUGCUUUGAAAUCGGUUAUGGCAAUGACUUGGGGGGGAUCGGGGGGACUGAUUGGAGUGGAUGGGACUGACUUGGACGCUAAAUUCAGGGAAGCGGUGGAUGAAAUGAUGGUGUUGCUUGCAACUCCGAAUUUAUCGGAUCUAUUUCCGGUGUUGGGUCGGUUUGAUUUGCAGGGGGUUGUGAGGAAGAUGAAGAAGGUGAUGUGUGUUUUUGAUGAGAUUUUCAAUUCUGCCAUUGAAGAACAGAGGAAGAGGGGAGGAAAUGGGAUGGAAAACAGAGGGUUUUUACAAUUUCUGUUGGAGAUUAUGGAGGGAGAGGAUAGUUCAGAAUCCAUUACAGAGAAUAACCUCAAGGCCUUGUUGAUGGACAUCGUCAUCGGAGGAACAGACACGACAUCAACUACCGUUGAAUGGGCAAUAUCAGAGCUAAUAAAACAACCAAACACAAUGAAUAAAGUUAUAGAAGAAUUAACAAAGGUCGUAGGUUUAAACCAAAUGGUUGAAGAAUUCCACUUACCUAAAUUAAACUUCUUAGAUGCAGUGGUUAAAGAGACUCUCCGUUUACACCCACCCUUACCUCUUUUAGUGCCACGUACAUCUAGCCAAACAACCACUUUCGGAGAGUACACAAUCCCAAAGGGUUCGACUAUCUACUUUAAUAUUUGGGCCAUCCAAAGAGACCCUAAAGUUUGGGACAAUCCUUUAAACUUUGAGCCUGAGAGAUUCUUGAAUGAAUCUAGUGAAAAUUUAUAUGAUUUCACUGGUAAUAGAAUAGAGUUCUGUCCAUUUGGAUCAGGUAAAAAGUCAUGUGCAGGGAUUCCUCUAGCUAAGAGGUUGUUGGUUUUAAUAUUAGCUUCUUUGUUGCAUGGAUUCGAGUGGAAAUUACCUGAGGGUUCAAAGUUUGAUAUGGAAGAGAAGUUUGGAAUUGUCACCAAGAAGUUGAACCCUUUGGUUACUAUUCCUACGCCAAGGCUUCCCAAUUUGGAGCUUUAUAAUAUUAUGUAAAUUUGUACUAAAUAACUGCCUCAAUACGGUUGCAUUUUAUCACUCAAAAGUAUUCCUAUGUUUGCAAUAUAAUGAUCACAAUGUAAAUUUACUAAGGUUUAUUUUAUAUAGCAUAUAUUUUCGGGGGGUUUUCAAGAAUAAUAAAAGAUCC
This is a messenger RNA of Cucumis melo (muskmelon), 1883 nucleotides long. RefSeq names its product 7-ethoxycoumarin O-deethylase-like. Lineage: Eukaryota; Viridiplantae; Streptophyta; Magnoliopsida; Cucurbitales; Cucurbitaceae. The record is from RefSeq and is a predicted model, not a curated record. Bases 170 to 1732 code for a protein of 520 amino acids. Gene Ontology annotation, molecular function: iron ion binding; heme binding; oxidoreductase activity, acting on paired donors, with incorporation or reduction of molecular oxygen. The transcript has 2 exons.